Messenger RNA from Talaromyces proteolyticus, 999 nucleotides. RefSeq names its product aspartic peptidase domain-containing protein. The coding region runs from base 140 to 928 and encodes 262 amino acids. NCBI's taxonomy places the organism in Eukaryota, Fungi, Ascomycota, Eurotiomycetes, Eurotiales, Trichocomaceae. The record is from RefSeq and is a predicted model, not a curated record. The transcript has a single exon.
CACGGCCGGUGGCGAGCCUGCCUCCGUCCUGCUGGACACUGGAUCAGCAGACCUGUGGCUCGUCAACCCUGCUGCUAGUUCAGAUGCCACUAACGGCGUGCAGACCUGGGAUCCCACCACAGCUCAGGGCACGACGCAGAUGGACGGGUACACCUUCAACAUCGGCUACGGAGAGGGUGGCAACGGUGUAAGUGGAAAUGUCUACCAGACCAACGUCUGCAUAGGUGAGGCCUGCACCACCAUGGCUGUCGGUUCCGCAACCACCGAUCAGGGGCUCGGCAAUUUCCCCCGUUCGGGUAUCCUGGGUAUGGCCUUCCAGGGCGGCAACAGUGUCAGCCCCAACAAGCAAAACACCUUCAUGGAGUCACUUGAGGGCUCACUCAGCUCACCCGUCUUCGUCACCAAGUUCACCCCGGAGGGCAGCACCAGCCAGAUCGCCUUCGGCUCCAACCCUUUCUCCUACGUGGCGCCCUUGCAGGAGAUCCAGGUCGAUAGCUCCUCGACGGCCACUUACCCCUACUCAUGGUCCUACACCGGCGUGCAGUAUUCCAAGGACGGACAGUCCCUAGGCACGUUUGAUGUUGUCUUUGACAGUGGCGGUCCCAUGACCUCUGCCGCGGAAGCUAUCGUCCGUGGAUAUUAUAAUGGUGUGAGCGGUGCUAAUGAUGUCAACGGUGAUGCCUCGAGCUGGACUGUACCCUGCGGAACUCAGCUGCCUGACUUGACCCUGACCUUGGGCAGUGCUACGCUCGUCAUCCCCGGCGAGAGGUUCUAUAACGGCAACACGGCCACGUCUGGUGACUGCACUGUUUGGUUUGUUAAGGAGAACUCGCCUUCUCGCGGUGUCAUUGGUGAUCCAUUCUUCUGCCAGCAUGUUGUCGUCUUUGACCAGCAAGCUUCCACCAUCUCAUGGGGCAACCAGUCAUAAGCUGACUGGACUGUGGAAGGUUGCACUUUGAAGUUUCUACUUUGUACAUAUUUUGAUCACAUUACAGAAAU